Messenger RNA from Sturnus vulgaris (Common starling), 2405 nucleotides. NCBI's taxonomy places the organism in Eukaryota, Metazoa, Chordata, Aves, Passeriformes, Sturnidae. The record is from RefSeq and is a predicted model, not a curated record.
GGAAUAGACAAAAACCCCUCAUGGUGUCCUGGUUAAAAUCAUCCCAAUCCUGCCGAGCUCCAGCCGAGCUGAAAAGGGCUCUGGGAAAAAGGAACUGAUGAGGACAGAGAGAGAAAACAAGAGGCACCAAAAUGCCAUUUGCAUGGAUCGUGCUCUCAGCCAUUUGCUUUGUGCUGCAGCUCACAGCAGAAUCCUGCAGGAGAGGGGCAGUGAGUGCCAGCAGAGCUGCCCUGGCCACCACAGAGCUCUGUGCCAUGGGCAACGUGACAGCCAGCACCUCCAGUGCCAUCCAGCGUGGCACCAACGUCACCCUGUGGUGCCAGCUGGCAGCCCCACAGCGAGCUGGCUGCUGCUGGGCUGCGAUUUUCCUCAACAGCUCCGAACAGGUCAGGAAAUGGGGGAGAUCAGUAAGGAAAACAUUUGAGGUCACUGCCUACGGCAAACACACGUUCAUGUGCAAAAGGAUCUGUGGAGAAGACACCAGCCUCCUGUGCGGCAUCGAUAUCUGGUGUGGAAAUCCUCCAGACAAACCCAGGAACGUGUCCUGUGUCCAGUAUGGGACACGGGGACAUCUCACCUGCACCUGGGACAAAGGGAGGCUCACCUACCUCCAAACUGACUAUACACUAGAGCUCUCCAAUGGGACUGAUGCCUUUUGCUUCCCAGCAGAAUUCCCCAAUCAGGCGUUUUUCUCUCGGGCUCUGACCAAACUUUUGGAUUUUCACUCCAAUUACACCGUGGUGGUUUCUGCCUCCAAUGAAUUAGGAAAUGCCUCUUCCCAGCCACUCACCUUCACGUUGAUAGACAUAGUGAAGCCAAAUCCUCCCGAAUUUUUGGUGGAAUUUGACGAUUCCUCUGCCAGCAGCUGCAGCAUUUUGUGGCAGGGUGAGGCACAAGCACAGCACUACAGGCUGAGGUAUCGUCCCCUCAGCAGGCACUCCUGGAGCAUGGUCGAGAUCUUCAGCAAGGAGAAAUUUCAGCUGCAGGGGCUGGAGCCCGACACAGAAUACGAGUUCCAGGUGAGCUGCAGGAUCCUGCCUGGCCGAGGGCUGUGGAGUGACUGGAGCAGGAGCCAGAGCCGAACUCCAGCAGCAGUGCCCACGGGGAUCCUGGAUGUCUGGUACCGGCAGCAGGACCUGGACUCCGAGCACCAGAACCUCUCCCUUUUCUGGAAGGCUCUGAGCAAGUCAGAGGCAGGAGGGACAAUCCUGGGAUACACGGUGACCUUGGAAGCCCUGGAGCACGGGGAGCUGCCGGCUCAAUGCCACCAGACCACCCGGACCAGCUUCUCCAGGGUCACCCCCAGGCUGGGCCACAGGGUCACGGUCAGAGCCCACAACCCCCGGGGCAGCUCCGCCCCUGCAGCCAUCGUGACUCACCUGGGCAGCCCAGAUCUGCCCCCUCCUGAGCGAGUCUCUGCCCUGGGCCUGGGUAACAGCAGCAUCCUGGUGAGCUGGAGCCCCCCUGCUGCAGCCUCUGUGCCUGUUGGGGGGUACGUGGUGGAGUGGGCAGAGCCACACCUGCAGCCCUGGCACACCUGGGUGAAGCUGCCCCCGUCCCACCUGUCCACGGUGAUAGCAGAGCACAUCCGAGAUAACCUCUGCUAUCACAUCCACGUGUCUGCACUUUACCAGGCCAGAGCUGGCCAGGCAGCAUCAGUCAGGGGGAACUCCACAGCACAAGCCCCAUCAGCUGGGCCCCAGAUGUUCACAAUCCCCUGGGCCAGAGGUGUCCUGGUUUCCUGGGAGGAGAUCCCGGCUCCCCAGCAGAGGGGCUGCAUCACUGCUUACCACAUUUACGUGCACAGGAGGGCCAGGCAGGGCCAGCCCGAGCUCCACGCCAUUCCCGCCGGGAUCUCUCCUCUCUCCCUGCCCAUCCCGGACCUGCAGCCCGGGGAGCGCCACGACCUUUGGAUGACAGCGGCGACAGCGGCCGGGGAGGGGCCCCGGGGCAACAGCGACAGCGUCGUCCUGGAAAGUGCCAGGGGCUGGGUGACUCUGGUGCUCAUCAUCUGCAGCUUCCUCAUCCUCUCAGCCUGUGUUUGUUCUGUGCCUCCAGCAAGGAAAGUAUUCCUGUCCCUCCUCCUGCCACAGUGGCAGAGCAAAGCCAUUCCCGACCCUGCCAAUGCCACGUGGGCCAAGAGCUUAGCGGCUACCAAGGCGGAGCUGAGCGCUCCCUCCAACCCCUUCCUGCCCUGCCCCUUCGAAGAGCCCGAAACGAGCCCGGUGGAGGAAACCGAGAGAGAAAAAACCUCGGUGGAGGAAAAAACCUCGGUGGACCCUGAGUCCCCCAUCCCUGGGGAAAUGAUCCCUGGGGGGAUGAUCCUUGGGGACAAACAGCAGCUCCCGGGGCUCUACCGGAGGUUGUUGCUGGAGGCGAUGGAGCCCGGCAUUGCUGACCCCUGA